Molecule: messenger RNA, 2481 nt
Organism: Sungouiella intermedia
Lineage: Eukaryota; Fungi; Ascomycota; Pichiomycetes; Serinales; Metschnikowiaceae
Source: the annotation of a GenBank genome assembly
AUGACUGAACAUAAGAAACCGUUGUUGGACGGCUCCGGUGCCGACACCAAGGAAGAUAAGACGGCCACCGCCAUUUUGAGAAGAAAGAAGAAGGACAACGCUUUGAUUGUCGACGACGCCACCAACGACGACAACUCCGUCAUCACCAUGUCGUCUGCUACCAUGGAACUCUUGGAAUUGUUCCGUGGUGACACAGUCUUGGUCAAGGGCAAGAAGAGAAAGGAUACUGUGUUGAUUGUGUUGGCUGAUGACGAGAUGGAGAGUGGUGUGGCCAGAGUCAACCGUUGUGUCAGAAACAACUUGCGUGUUAGAUUGGGUGAUAUUAUCACCGUGCACCCAUGCCCAGACAUCAAGUACGCUAGCAGAAUCUCUGUGUUGCCAAUUGCUGACACUGUGGAAGGUAUCACUGGCUCAUUGUUUGAUGUAUACUUGAAACCUUACUUCGUUGAGGCCUACAGACCCGUGCGCAAGGGUGACUUGUUUACGGUGCGAGGUGGUAUGAGACAAGUGGAGUUCAAGGUGGUGGACGUGGACCCUGAGGAUUUCGCCAUUGUGGCCCAGGACACUAUCAUUCACUGCGAGGGUGAGCCAAUCAAUCGUGAGGACGAGGAGAACAAUCUCAAUGAAGUUGGUUAUGAUGAUAUCGGAGGAUGCAAGAAGCAGAUGGCCCAGAUUAGAGAAUUGGUCGAGUUGCCAUUGAGACACCCACAAUUGUUCAAGUCCAUCGGUAUCAAGCCUCCAAAGGGUAUCUUGAUGUAUGGUCCUCCCGGUACUGGUAAGACUAUCAUGGCCAGAGCCGUUGCUAACGAGACUGGUGCGUUCUUCUUCUUGAUCAAUGGUCCUGAGAUCAUGUCCAAGAUGGCUGGUGAGUCCGAGUCCAACUUGAGAAAGGCUUUCGAAGAGGCCGAGAAAAACUCUCCAUCUAUCAUCUUUAUCGACGAGAUCGACUCCAUUGCACCAAAGAGAGACAAAACCAACGGUGAGGUGGAGAGAAGAGUUGUGUCGCAAUUGUUGACCUUGAUGGAUGGUAUGAAGGCCAGAUCCAACGUGGUGGUGAUUGCUGCCACCAACAGACCUAACUCCAUUGACCCUGCCUUGAGAAGAUUCGGUAGAUUCGACAGAGAGGUCGACAUUGGUGUUCCUGACGCUGCGGGCCGGUUGGAAAUUUUGAGAAUUCACACCAAGAACAUGAAAUUGGCUGAUGACGUGGAUUUGGAGGCCAUUGCCUCUGAGACUCACGGUUUCGUGGGUGCUGAUGUGGCUUCCUUGUGUUCCGAGGCUGCCAUGCAGCAAAUUCGUGAGAAGAUGGAUCUUAUCGACUUGGAGGAGGAGACCAUCGACGCCGAAGUGUUAGAUUCUUUGGGAGUCACUAUGGAGAACUUCAGAUUUGCCUUGGGUAACUCCAACCCAUCGGCCUUGCGUGAGACCGUUGUUGAGAAUGUCAAUGUUACUUGGGACGACAUUGGAGGUUUGGACGACAUCAAGAACGAGUUGAAGGAGACUGUCGAAUACCCAGUGUUGCACCCAGAUCAAUACCAGAAGUUUGGUUUGGCCCCAUCCAAGGGUGUUUUGUUCUACGGUCCCCCAGGUACUGGUAAGACAUUGUUGGCCAAGGCUGUUGCCACUGAGGUGUCUGCCAACUUCAUCUCUGUUAAGGGUCCUGAGUUGUUGAGUAUGUGGUACGGUGAGUCCGAAUCUAAUAUCCGUGAUAUUUUCGAUAAAGCCAGAGCUGCUGCUCCAACCGUUGUUUUCUUGGACGAAUUGGACUCCAUUGCCAAAGCAAGAGGUGGAUCUCAUGGUGAUGCCGGAGGAGCUUCUGAUAGAGUCGUCAACCAGUUGUUGACGGAGAUGGAUGGUAUGAACGCAAAGAAGAACGUUUUCGUUAUCGGUGCCACUAAUAGACCAGACCAAAUAGAUCCAGCCUUGUUGAGACCAGGAAGAUUGGACCAAUUGAUUUACGUUCCAUUGCCAGAUGAGGCCGCCAGAUUGUCUAUCUUGCAGGCCCAGUUGAGAAACACUCCAUUGGAGCCAGGUUUGGACUUGAACGAGAUUGUCAAGAUCACAAGCGGGUUCUCAGGUGCCGAUUUGUCGUACAUUGUCCAAAGAUCGGCCAAGUUUGCCAUCAAGGAUUCUAUUGAGGCACAAAUCAAGCUUGCAAAGGCCAAGGAGAGCGAGGAGGCUGUCAAGCAAGAGGGUUCUGACGACGUGGAGAUGACUGAUAAGUCCAAGACCGAAGAGGAAGAGGAAGAGGAGGAAGAGGACCCAGUUCCAUUCAUCACCAGAGCUCACUUUGAGGAGGCUAUGAAGACCGCCAAGCGGUCUGUUUCUGAUGCUGAGUUGCGUCGUUACGAGGCCUACGCCCAGCAGCUACAAGCUUCCAGAGGUCAGUUCACCAACUUUAGAUUCUCCGAGGGAUCCGAGGAGAACGCUGGUCAGGCUGCCUUUGCCGAGGAGGCCGAGGAGGAUGACUUGUAUAGCUAA